AUGGACAGUUUGGUUCCUCUUGUGAAGGUUCUGGGUAACUCCGUUGCAAGAGUGCGAGUUGGUAAUACGGAUGGAGACGAGGACGACGAUCGCGACGAUGAUCGCGAUGAGGUAUUCGUUUAUAUUCGCAGACGACAGGUUUCUUCCGACCAAUGGGCCAGAUUGUGCUCCUAUGCGCACCGUAUACACGCCAUUUCCCUGCAUGACUAUCAAAAGACGGUUGAUCCCUCGUUACUGGCACACUUGGUUUUCCUCGCGGGAGGGCAGCCAUUGUUUCCAACGUUGUCCAUGCUACGAUUCAGGCAGUUAAAUGCUGCAUUCGGCCGCGAGAUCAUGGCCUUCCUGUCGACCAGUCUUAAACACGUAGAAAUAUCGGUUGGAUCGCUUUCGACGGCACGGCCUAAAGUCAGAGAAUCAAACGCCGUUCGCCGAUUCCUGUGGGGACUACACUCUACAGCCACCGAUCUCAAACAUUUCUCUUUCAGCACCGUCGUGAAACCUCCGUUUAUAGAUAACGCCACGAGCUUCCCCAAAGUGGAGUAUUUAGACCUCCUCGGCUGUCACUCGUCUACGCAGAUGAUCUCGUCCUGCGCGAACCUAGAACAGCUCACAGAACUCUGGGUAUGUCUCCGCGAGAGCGACAAUUACGGUGUACCCUCUUGCGUCGGAUUUCCUGUCCUGGAAGAUCUGGUAUUUUCAGGUCUACCGGCACAGAUCCCAGUGUUCCUCAAUCUUAUAUCAUCGCCUAGCUUGGGAGCAUUCAAGUACAAGGAUAGGAUCUUGGACCGUCGCGUGUUGGGGAUGCCUGACUAUCUCGACGCAUUCGACUUGAUAGGGUCGAAGUUUGCGACAACCUUGACGUGUCUCGUCAUGGACUUCCCAGAAUUUGUCGACAACAGCCCGGUUCGGCUGAUGAAUCACAUCCACCCUCUGCUGAACAUACGGCAGCUGGAGAUCCUCGAGCUCGCUCUGAUAGUUCGGGUGGAACUGACGAGCGAUGAUCUGCAUGCGAUGGCGACCUCCUGGACGAAGCUCACGCACAUCUGCAUCGCGGCGUAUCCGUUCGUCGAGAGUUUGCCGUCCGUGUGUGCACUAGCGAGCUUCGGCCGCCACUGCCCAGGCUUGGUUCACAUGCAGCUGCCUGGUGUAGAGACGCGUACCCCGCCCUCUCUAGAUCUCCAGCUUCCCAACUCUCACGGUUUGAACCGUCUGUGCUUUGCAGGCCCUAACUACGGAGUCGAAAACUUUGAUGUCCCUGUUUCGAAUCCCCUUCCGGUGGCGCAAUUCCUCCACGGACUGUUCCCGAAGCUAUCCUAUUUGUCGCUGGACUCGCUAGGGCAUCGUUGGGGAGAGGUCGAGCUCAUUUAUAUGUCUCUCAAGAACGGCAUUCCGCUGAGACAGUUAGAUUGA
This is a messenger RNA of Sparassis crispa, 1410 nucleotides long. RefSeq lists its product as hypothetical. The record is from RefSeq and is a predicted model, not a curated record. The transcript is spliced from 2 exons. Bases 1 to 1410 code for a protein of 469 amino acids. NCBI's taxonomy places the organism in Eukaryota, Fungi, Basidiomycota, Agaricomycetes, Polyporales, Sparassidaceae.